Messenger RNA from Mercenaria mercenaria, 2394 nucleotides. Its product is annotated as UDP-glycosyltransferase UGT4-like. The transcript is spliced from 2 exons. Gene Ontology annotation, molecular function: UDP-glycosyltransferase activity. The record is from RefSeq and is a predicted model, not a curated record. Lineage: Eukaryota; Metazoa; Mollusca; Bivalvia; Venerida; Veneridae. The coding region runs from base 255 to 2030 and encodes 591 amino acids.
UAUAUCUUAUAUCUUUUUAAACCUUAUCUUUUAUAUAUAAUUUUUAAGUCAGUAACGAAGUGUAAGAUUUGAAAAAAGGAAAUUUAAAUUCAUUUUAUAUUCAACCAGCUCGUUAACUAUAUAUCAUUUCGCUAUUCAAAUACUGGAAUUUUAUAACAAAUGCUGGAUAUAACGAACACAUUCUGUUUGUUUGGAGUUGUUGGCUAUAUGAACUGGAAUUUACUGACUAACCCUGAAUGAAUUAGAAGUUGAUAAUGCCUGACAAGCAUCUUAGCAUCAUCAGCAAAUAUCAAAGAUCUGGAUGUCGGCAACACACGUUAUCGUGUAUGGUUAUAUUAUGCUUAUUUAUACCAUUGCUCUCAUCCGUUGAUUCUGUUACCAUGACAGAGGAAGCUUCGACAUUAUCAGGUCGGUCUAUUUUCAUGUACCUACCAAUGACAUGGAGGAGCCACCAGGUCAUAUUCCGGUCUGUUGCUGAAGCGCUGACGGAAAGAGGUCAUCAUGUGACAAUGGUUGUAUCGGCCAAUAUGGAGUCAGAACUGUCUGGGCAAGCAGACAAUUAUGACAAACAGAUCACUAAUGGUGUGGUUAAUGAAAUUCGCAUACAGUUUAACAACAGCUUUUCACAACUAGUAUCUAUGUUGACGCAAGAUAUCUCCCAAAACGAAGGCAGCAGCUUUUACCGUGAAAUGCUGAUGCUUAAAACAGGUUUUGAGCUUAUAUCUAAAAGCAUUCGGGCCUGUCAUAUGGCCGCCCUCUCACAUUCUAUAAUGCAAGAGAUGUUGCAAGAAAACCGGAAAACGUUUGAUUUAGUGAUUGUCCCUGCUUUGUUCAACGAAAUUGGAUACUUCUUGGCUAAGAAAUUCAAUGCACCCUUAAUAUUGCUGAUGCCAUUUAAUGCAAAUCCAAUCCUCACUCUUGCUAUGGGUUACUCCGACAAUCCUGCGUUUGUGAAGUGGUCGUUCAACAAAAACGGUCAAAGUGAAACGCCUGGUUUUCUGACUCGUCUCAUAAAUUUCAUUUUCUUUAACGCGUUUGGUUCAGUAAAAACAUUAAUGUGGUUAGACACCCAGAAUGACGUCCUUCGCGAACUUAACUUGCUACAAAAAGACGUUUCUAUUGAUUUUCUACAGCUAGAGCGAAACGCAAGUUUCGGAAUGUACAGUACACAUUAUCUCUUUGAUGCUGUAAGACCAACGCUGCCAAACACUGUCGACAUUGGUUUUAUACAUUGUCGACCAGCUAGAGCUUUGCAAGCCGAUUUGGCCGAUUGGUUUGAUGAGGCGGACGAGGAAAUUGUAUACCUAUCUUUAGGUUCAAUUGUGAGUUUCGAUAGUAUUGACGAAUCAAUUCAGAAAGCUAUUACUGGUAUAUUUGCCGACACGAAAUAUAGAUUUCUGUUAAGAUCAUCUACCUUCAAGUCUGAUCAACGAAAUGUCAGAACAUGUGUCUGGUGUCCUCAACAAGACAUUUUGGGACACCCAAAAGCUGUAUUAUUCGUCUCACACGGUGGCCUGAGGAGUAUAGAGGAGACACUCUAUCAUGGUGUUCCUAUAUUAAUUAUGCCUUUCUUUAGUGCAGACGGAUUAUCUAAUUCAAGGCGUGCUGAACGCCAAGGAUAUGGUCUGACCUUAAAUAUAUCCCUGAACCGGGCGUCUGGCGAGAUAAGUAGACAUUUGUUGCAUAAGAUUGACAAAAUGCUGGACAUAAAUGCUAACUAUACCCUCAGAGCUAAACAACUUGGUAAUCUUGUCCGCGAUGAUAUACGUACACCUGCUGAAAAGGCUGUCUUCUGGAGUGAGUACGUCAUGCGACAUGCCGGCGCUGAUCACAUAAAAUCGCCAGCACGAACUCUGGUAUUUUUCAACUUCUUUAAUGUCGACAUAUUUCUGUUUUUCGGCGUCAUGUCUUUUCUGUUUAGUUUAUUUUUGUUCUGCGUUCUAAGAGCUGUGUUAAUCAUUGCCUGGAAACUAACGCUGAAAGCGUUAUGUGGAAUGAAAAACGUGAAGCGACAUCUUAAGCAAGAUUAAUUCAGUUCCUGAAAUGUAAAGUAAAAAAAAAAUGAAUCAACGUAACCAGAUUUUCGUCAAAGAACCAAAUGUAACAGCGACGCGCCGGUAUUUGUUGGAUGCUGGCAAAGAAGUACGCAAUAACCCUUAAUAUCAUGUCAGAAUUGGAAUAAUUUAUCUCAAACAGUGAUUUUCCCUUGAAUAUAGAUAUUGAUUAUCGUUCUGGUGGGUAUAUAAAUUAUUAAUUGUUCGUAUCUUAAGUUCAAACAAUGACCUUUUUAACGAUAAAUCACUGUCUUGGAUAUAUAUUUUUUUAAGGAGUGUGACUAUUUCAUGAAGAUGUUAAAUGCUUAGGACAUAUUUGAACAUAGAUUUAACAACUGCA